CUGAUCCCAUCUUACGGAGAUGCUCUGGGUUCGUUCCGCCGUGCCGCCCUGUCUACGGCCAUCUAUAGGUCGUCUUAACCUGGUAUAAUACUCUCCGAUAUUACGAAAUAGGUAAUACUCCGCAUGUCGUAGGAAUGCUACAGGCAGGUAACUCCGUAAACGGUCCCAGGACAUGAUGGCCUUGGUCAGGCUUACUCUCACGUAUUAUCACUUUUCCUUGGCCAACAUUUCUACGUCGAAAGCACCAUUUUAAGCCAGAAUAGAUAGAUCUCCCAUUUAGUGGAUCACCCAUCGUGAUAGGAACGCAGCGAGCGACCCCGACUCGCGCUCUGGGACCUACGAGAUGGCGCCGGGACAGCAGCCAAUGCACGUAUUGAUUAUCGGUGCUGGCAUUGUCGGCCUUACCAUUGCUCAGGGAUGCCGCGAAAACGGGAUCCCAUACACGAUAUUUGAAAAAGAUACACAAGGGAGUCGUCCUCAGGGUUGGGCUCUGACCUUACACUGGUGCCUAAAUCCGUUGAAGAGAACGAUCGGAGCCGAAGCUGCGGCGGCACUGCCUGCUGCUGUGGUAGAUAGAUCGCUGAAGAGUGAUAGCGGUAACUUUUUAUUCCUCAACUGCCAGACCGGCGACGUUCGUUACAAGAUACCCCCCUCGAAGAAUCGACUCCGGCUGCAUCGUCAGAGGCUCAGGGAUGUCCUUACCGCUGGCAUCGAGAUCCACGAACAGAAGAAGCUCGUGUCUAUAGAGGAGACUGACGAUGGGGUGGAGGCACAUUUCGAAGAUGGAACCUCCGCAGCUGGUACCUUGCUCAUCGGGGCGGACGGGAGCAAUAGCAAUGUCCGCAAGCACCUGUUGCCGAAUGCCUACGCUCUCACCCCCCUGCCGGUUAGCCUCAUCGGCGUCACCCGGCAUCUCAGUCCAGAGCAAGCUGCGCCGAUUCGGGCUCUGGGCCCGCUACUGUUCCAAGGGUUAGACCCCAGCACUGGGAACUUCCUCUGGUACAGCAUCCAGGACUCGCAUGAAGAGAUGCAUGGCCAGGCCUCUUUUGAUGCACAGGUUAUCAUCUCUUGGAUCGUGAAAGAUUCCCUUUUGGAUGCUAUCCCAGAGACGGAUAAGGGGCGUGUCGAAAUGAUGAAGCGGAGAGCGGCCGCAUUUGCGGAGCCGCUCCGAAGCAUCGUGGCGGAUAUUCCGGACGACCUCACCCCCACCACUGCCCUCAAGCUGGCCGAUUUCCCCUGCCGUGAAUGGGACAAUCGAAAUGGGCGUGUGACCCUCGCGGGAGAUAGCGCCCAUGCCAUGACAAUGUAUCGUGGGGAGGGCGCCAACCAUGGGAUUCUCGACGCGGCGUUGCUGGUAGAUCAACUCAAGAAAGUGCACCAGGGAGAAAUAAGCCGGGAGGAUGCCGUGGACAUAUAUGAAGCUGAGAUGAGACCCCGAGGUCUUGCCGCCGUCCUGAAGAGCCGUGAUGCUGCACUGAUCGCCCAUGAUUGGGAUGCCAUCACGGAAGACUCCCCAAUUGUCGGAGCAAGACUCCCGCCUCCUACCGCGUAAGACCGUGUGGUUUCUUCCCCUAUUAUUGCGGGACGUGGCUGGAGGGGCGAUUACUAUUCUGGUUACAUGUCACAUCUGAACGGGGAGUUGUAUAACCCACCCGAGGCCAGAUGGAGA
Molecule: messenger RNA, 1669 nt
Organism: Durotheca rogersii
Lineage: Eukaryota; Fungi; Ascomycota; Sordariomycetes; Xylariales; Xylariaceae
Product: FAD/NAD(P)-binding domain-containing protein
Exons: 5
Coding region: 344-1552 (402 amino acids)
Molecular function (GO): FAD binding
Source: RefSeq, a predicted model, not a curated record